GCUCACCCCGAGCCGCCCCGCGGGGGCAGGCGGGCAGCGCCGGGCCGCGCCGCCCCUCUCCGCGCCGGGGCCCGCCCUCGCCGCGACCGGCAGGGCCGAGGCGGGAGCGGGCGGCCGCCACAUGAGCCCGGCGGGGCGGCGCCCCCGGGCCCGGCUGGGGCUGCUGGGGCAGCUCCUGCCCCUCCUCCUGGCGCUGCCCGGGGCCACCGGGGAGGUGCCGGCAGCAGGUAGAAACUGUAGCUUUUUGCAGGAAACAGAUGUCAUCCAGAAACGGGAUGAAAGCUGUUACUGCUAUAUGCAGAACAGAACCAUUCACUUACAGUAUGUUUGGUCGACUCUUCAGGUAAAAGUUAACAGCAGAGAAAUGUUCAGGUUUGAGCCCAUUUCAGAACAAAGCAACUGUCGUAAUUCAGAAACUGUCUUUGAGUUUGCUGCAUGUGCUGUUCAAGUCUUCUGGAAACCAGAGACAGCUACAGAAACCAGAGUAAGCGUAAAACAGUAUGGAGAGGAUAUUUGUUUCAAAAUACAGCCCAUGAAAACCGAACCGUACAUUGUCAGUGUGAAACGAGAAAUGCUAGAUGGAAAGCUCUUGUUUUUGUUUAUAGCUGGAAUUUUUCUGUUCCAUUUUGCAAGCAGCCUGAGCCGGAGUACCAAAUUCUUUUACCUUUCUGGAGUAAUACUGGGUGUUCUUGCUCUGCUAGUCUUUGUCCUGUUGAUACUUAAAAGGUUUAUUCCAAGGCACAGCACCUUCUGGAUCUUAAUGAGUGGCUGCUGGAUGUCCUCUCUCUAUUUUCUAUACUGCUUCAAAGAGAAUAUGCAGUGGUUGUGGGCUGAAAACAGAAACUACUUGUUGGGGUAUUUUCUGGCUGUUGGAAUGACCAGCUUUGCUGCUUGCUAUCAGCACGGACCUCCUACCACUGAUCUGAGCAUAUCCUUGUUUACAUGGACACUGCAGUUAACAGCCUUUGUCUUGAUUUAUUGUGGAGUCACCAUACCUCAAGUUGCAUAUGCAGUGAUAGCGGUCAGCCUCUGUUCAAAGGGCCUGUGUUACCCGCUGGGUGCUGCGUGUCACAUAGGCAGAAAAAUGAAGAACCACUUUAUAUCAAAAAAGUUAGUGUUUAAACACCUUACUGAAGAGGAGUAUCGAGAACAAGGUGAAACAGAAACUAUGAGAGCUCUGGAGGAGCUACGCUCAUUCUGCAGGAACCCUGAUUUCCCAUCAUGGUUAGCUGUAUCCAAACUCCACUCCCCACACAGGUUUGCAGACUUUGUUCUGGGAUCUCCCCACAUCUCACCUGCAGAAACAAGGGCGCACGAGGAGGAAUACGGCAUUGGGAGCUUCUUCCUGGAAGAGCAGCUGUUUGAGACAGGGACAGAAUCUGAGCAAGAUGAUCCAGCCAAUUCCACCCAUGAAGGAGAUGAGGACGACAAAGAUGAAACGCAUGAACAAAUUUCAUUUCCAUAUGCUACCGAGUUGCUCUGAGCUUUGGGAAAUAUCAGGAAGGAAAACACAUUCAUCCUAGAGAGGAAGGAUACAGAGUGAGAACUCAGGCUUGGUGAUUUCUUGUGGUUGCUGGUGGACACAGGGAUUUUCUAAAAACACUGUUCCCUAUAUCACUGAUGCUGCCUGAUCAGCGCAACAGAAGGAAACCCUAGAGGCUGUUUGAGUGAAGAGGAUUCUCAUGCUACUGGUACUUUAACCGGGGAAGUAAACAUUGCUUAUUCCCAAAGUGAGUACUGGCAGCAGCCUGUCCCAGCAGGAUGCCUUGUUGUGCCAAGGCUACUGCCUCUAGAAAACAUUCUCUCUUUUGGUCCUUUUCAUUGUCGAGUCCUCUGUGCUGAGCACUAGAGGGAGAAGCCAUUAUUAAUACUCUACUUUUACUAAGUACCCUAUGUGUCAACAAUUUUCAUAAUGCUGUUAAUGUGCUGAUAAACUUUUUAUGGUUUGUGAGACUUUUCAGUGCUAAAGAUGAAGAGAGAGUUAACACAGCUGAACGAGAUUUGUUUGCUCUUCUGGCUAGGCUUGCUGCACAUUAGCUUCAUUUUGCCUCUCCACAUGUGGUUUAAGCUCUCCUUACUCUUCAGAACCCUGCCUGACUUUUUAUCCUCUGCCUGUAUUGUUCUGUUCUUGGUCUCUGCUUUACUUACAUUGUACUUUGCUCUUUCCAUGCCUUUGCUUGUCACAGAACUCUCCUCCCCUCUUCAACAGGUCCCUCUGUGGAACCUUCCUUCAGUCCUUUCUUUCUCCAUCUGACACCUGCAGGUGAUUUAGGAGAGGAUUUCCAUCCCCAAUUGUAUAGUUACUGUUGCUUUCCGUUUCACUGUUGCCUUACCUCGGAUGGGUGCUGCUGUCCAUUCCAGGCCUCUCAAUGCCAUAGAAAAAACAACAAAGGCUGAGGCUGUUUUCAGCUGCUUGGAGGAACUGCUGUCAGCACAGCCGGCGUGAUGCCGUAACCAUGUAACUAGGAAUACAGAUAACCCACAUAGAGCUCCACUGUCCUCAAAAUACUCAGCAGUUUACUCAUUCAGUAAAAAGCAGAAAGUAAUUCCUGGCAAAACAAGGAGGGAAGGAUACCUGGCUUCUGCCUCCCCUUCUUCAGCCUUCAUUUUGGGACUGAACACAGAAGGUGUGUGGGGAGGAAAAGAAAAGGGAGAAAAAUUUAGACUGUCAAGUAUCUUUCAAGUUAGGUAUUUCACAAUCCUAGGCUAGGGAGUAGAUCAUGUCCCCUCAUUCACCCACCUGCAGAGGUCAUUUCCUUCUUUUGUUCUUUAAACUAUCUCUGUAUUCUUCUGUCCUCACCUCACUGUUUUACUUUACUGUCUUCCACACUGCAGAAAACAGAAGACCAUUAAUCUGUCACCAUCUGAUCUUCCAAACCCAAAAGGGGUUACCAGUGGUGGGAAGCAAGUCAGCUCUCCAGAAGGGCAUGUCCGACCAGGAUGUAUAUGCUUUAAAAGGGAUCUCUUUUCUUUGUACCAUGCCUGAUGAUGCAGCAUGACUUCAGUGGUGCAUGCACGACCAUGGUUUCUCAUUGUCCAUUGCUGGACAAGGGAGAAAAUCUGUUACCUCUAACAGUGCUGAGAGGUGCUGCUGUACCACAUUCCAGGAGCAACUCUGUCUAAAAGAGGAGACAGAUUUGGUGCUUGAAAGCCUUACAUGUCUCUUUCUCCUUUACAAUGAUUGAACUUCAUUUUAAGAGGAAGAGACACUUAACAGCCUUCUGUGCCAUAAAUUUAUAAAUACAUAUGCAAAUCUAUAGCAUGUUUAGCAGAGAGAAGCCCUUUCUAGCAGGUGAUCCAAAAUACUGUUAAGUCCACAACAUUCAAAACAGCAAGAGAGUUCUGAUGCGGAAGGCCACUAAGCAGGAAGAUUCACCUCUGAGAACCAAAUUCACAGCUAAUACCACCACGCUCUGGAAGCUGGGCUUGGCUUGGGGGGUUCUGUCACUAGCAGGAGACUGGCAGUGUUAGCUGUUGUGAAAAUGCAGGAAAGCCUCAUUAGCUGUGAUGGUUUGGGAGAACAAUGGAAACUCCCCCCAAACAAUGAUCUUUGUAGACUAAAGAUGUAUUUUACCUUUGCCUGUGUUACCACCAUGAACGUGAAGUACUUAAAAUUAUUACAGGUUAGUCAAAAAAGGUUAUCUGAAGAGAUGCCUAGUGGGUUUUGCAUGUUGUCAAGUACACAGGUUUAUUGCAGUGUACUCUGUAGUUAGCUAAGAACUCCCAUCCAUGUGAUUUGAGGCCGGGGGAAGAAUCAGAUUUGCCCUAGCUCAAACCCACAGUUUGUCUGGAUUUCCACUUCACUGAGGUAACAAUGAUUAUCCCUCCAUAAGUACAUAAUAUGUAUUUAUAUGUCCAAAUAAUACCUUAAGAGAAUACUUUACCUAAGCGGUAUGUUAAAUGUAAAAGCCCCUCAAAAUAGGCAAUUACGUUCUUCAGACACUGUUCCUUUUACUGAAUUAUUUAGGGCAAUACCAGCUACACCUACUCCAACACAGAAAAAACACCACUAACCAAAAACCCUCAAAUAAACCAACCAAAACCAACCCACGUUCUGUGUAGCUCUGAGGUCCAGCAUUUGCCAGGGAUGCGUGAACACUAUUCGAAGCAGAGCAGGAACCAACCAAGUACAUCCAAGGUAGGUGCAGCAACAUGAGAAAGACGAUGACUAGUUUAGUGGAUAGCUGGUACCGACAUUAACAAUGCUCCCAAGCCUGUUGCAACAUUGGAAGCACUUCCUAAACAAAACCCACCAAACCCAAGUGCUGUUAUUUGAGCCCUUUGCCAACAGUGAGUUUCCUUGCACAGUGCUCCUGUGAUAUAUGGAGAUAUCACACAGGUUUACUGAAACACAACUGUUAGGUGCUGUCCAGUGGUCACCCAGAAAAUCUGGGAACAGAAUCCCAAUGUUGAUCUAUUGCCUCAACUGUUAUAAAAGCCCUUCUUCCUUAACAAAGGAUGAGUUACAUGUAUCUUCUGUUUCAUGAUGUUUAAAAAAGUUAGGAUUUUAUAUUUAUUUUGUAUUCAUGGUACAACACACUCGAUACACUGUCUGUACUUUCAAGAUUUUUUUAAAUUAAAGUAUUUUUCAACUAUA
Strigops habroptila (Kakapo) is the source of this 4597-nucleotide messenger RNA. It is a transcript of the gene NEMP2, whose product is annotated as nuclear envelope integral membrane protein 2. Gene Ontology annotation, cellular component: nuclear envelope. Lineage: Eukaryota; Metazoa; Chordata; Aves; Psittaciformes; Psittacidae. The transcript has 9 exons. The coding region runs from base 122 to 1483 and encodes 453 amino acids. The record is from RefSeq and is a predicted model, not a curated record.